Trametes versicolor FP-101664 SS1 is the source of this 543-nucleotide messenger RNA. RefSeq lists its product as uncharacterized. The record is from RefSeq and is a predicted model, not a curated record. The transcript is spliced from 2 exons. The annotation marks the transcript as partial. Lineage: Eukaryota; Fungi; Basidiomycota; Agaricomycetes; Polyporales; Polyporaceae.
AUGAGCCCCGCCUCUUCGUCCGUGGUGGUCGAUACCAACUACGACACUCUGCACACGUACCACGACGCGCUCCUCCAACGCGCAUUCUACGAACUCCUCGUGAGCGCCGACUUCUGGACCGCGCUCACCGCCAACCGCAAGCAGAUCAGGCUCACCGAGGCAGACCUGCUGCGCCUGUACCAUGCGCGGCACGUCCUCCAGCAGCACUGGCGCGAGGUGCUCGUGGUCGCGCCAUACGUGGACGAGACGGGCGCGUCGACGCGCCGGGGGAACGGGUCCGCGUGCUCAACAUACAACCACCGCUAUCCGAGCAGGUCGUAGCACUGGCGCAAGAUGAUGCUGCAGAGCGAGGUGGUCGAGGCGGGGAUGGGUGACCCGUUGCGGUACGAUGCGUCGAGCGGGCUGACGAAGGAGCAGAAGGAGGCGUGGUGUCGGGGGUGCCGCACGGGCUGGACGGACAUGCUCGCGGGGAAACGGGGGAGUGGUGGGCGAGCUUUGGAGGCUUGAUGCAGCUUGCGUGAGUGGGUAUGAGCCGCCAACAUC